This is a messenger RNA of Trichoderma virens Gv29-8, 1123 nucleotides long. RefSeq lists its product as uncharacterized. Gene Ontology annotation, cellular component: ribosome; cytosolic large ribosomal subunit. Bases 80 to 985 code for a protein of 301 amino acids. Gene Ontology annotation, molecular function: 5S rRNA binding; structural constituent of ribosome. The transcript has 3 exons. Gene Ontology annotation, biological process: ribosomal large subunit assembly; translation. The record is from RefSeq and is a predicted model, not a curated record. NCBI's taxonomy places the organism in Eukaryota, Fungi, Ascomycota, Sordariomycetes, Hypocreales, Hypocreaceae.
AGAUUUCAACCUCUAUCCUCAUCAUCAAAUUUUCAAAGUUUGAGGAGCAAGCCAGCCAUCGCCAGGCACCACCGUCAAAAUGCCUUUCCAAAAGCUCGCCAAGAACAGCGCGUACUACAGCCGCUACCAGACCAAGUACAAGCGCAGACGUGAGGGCAAGACCGACUACUAUGCCCGUAAGCGCCUCAUCACCCAGGCCAAGAACAAGUACAAUGCUCCCAAGUACCGCCUGGUCGUCCGCUUCACCAACAAGGACAUCGUCAUGCAGAUCGUCAGCUCUGAGAUCUCUGGUGACAAGGUCCUGGUCGCUGCCUACGCCCACGAGCUGAAGGCUUACGGCAUCAGCCACGGUCUGACCAACUGGUCUGCCGCCUAUGCCACUGGUCUCCUGAUCGCCCGCCGUGUCCUCACCAAGCUCGGCCUCGACAAGGACUUCGUCGGUGUUGAGGAGGCUGAUGGUGAGUUCACCCUCACCGAGGCCGCUGAGACCGACGAUGGCGAGCGCCGUCCCUUCAAGGCCUUCCUCGACGUUGGUCUUGCCCGUACCUCCACCGGUGCCCGUGUCUUCGGUGCCCUCAAGGGUGCCUCCGACGGUGGUAUCUUCGUCCCCCACUCCGAGAAGCGAUUCCCUGGUUACGACAUGGAGAGCAAGGAGCUGGACAGCGAGGUCCUCCGCAAGUACAUCUACGGUGGCCACGUCGCCGAGUACAUGGAGACUCUGGCCGACGACGAUGAGGAGCGCUACAACAGCCAGUUCUCCAAGUACAUUGAGGACGAUAUCGAGGCCGACGGUCUCGAGGACCUCUACACUGAGGCCCACAAGGCCAUCCGUGAGGACCCCUUCAAGAAGGUUGAGGGUGAGGGCAAGAAGACCAAGGAGGAGUGGAAGGCCAUUUCUCUGAAGCACAAGACUGUCAGACUCUCCAAGGCCGAGAAGGCUGCCAACGUGCAGGCCAAGAUCCAGAAGAUCCUGGCUGAGGAGUAAAAAGGGGAAUUUGGGCAGGUUGCAAUUUGAUUCUCGAUAUAUUGGGUCUGGAGUUACAGGAAUGAAAGGGUCGGUCCUCAUGGUCAAAAUGAAUGAAAAGAUACCUUCCAAUCCGGAUCAUAGAUCCAUUGUUUCGUG